Molecule: messenger RNA, 6207 nt
Organism: Phycomyces blakesleeanus NRRL 1555(-)
Lineage: Eukaryota; Fungi; Mucoromycota; Mucoromycetes; Mucorales; Phycomycetaceae
Exons: 23
Coding region: 1-6207 (2068 amino acids)
Biological process (GO): phosphatidylinositol phosphate biosynthetic process; phosphatidylinositol-mediated signaling
Cellular component (GO): cytoplasm; plasma membrane
Molecular function (GO): 1-phosphatidylinositol 4-kinase activity
Source: RefSeq, a predicted model, not a curated record
AUGCUGGAGUGCAGCGAAAGCGAGAAGGGAGCAGAGAUUGACCUGGAUCGGAAGAAAGGUUAUGGACCCAUUGGCAUGCACCGCGCAAAUACAGAGUUUCAAUGGGAAAAAGGAAUCAUCAUAUUCUCAUUACCAUGGCCCGCACCAUGGCGAUGGGAGAGGGAACUUGGAUUGAAAGAAAAGCAUCCUAAUCUCAACUCGCGCAUUCUGUCCAGCCUUGCAACAGUUUUGGCAGACACACGCGCAAAAACUACACCGAAUGACAUUGACAACCUUUUGAAGAGAUGUCCUUUAGCACCUUUAGAUCUCCUACCAGACAAUGACUCUAUUGCUGUGCCAAAGCAAGGUUACCCAGUGGGGAACAUGACUCGCCGCGGACAUGCUGCAUUGGCUGCAUUGGCAAAAUAUGUAGUCAAUGUAUCAGAGCGCAACAUUCUAGAUAUUGUGCCUCAAUUAAUUGGUUAUUUGCGCUUCCUUCCAGCCUACGAGUGGGAGGAAUCACUCUUAGAAGAAGGUCCUCCCUUGCCAGAUUCAGUAACUUACACUCUAACAUACAGCCUACUGGCAAUAUGUGAAAGGCAGGCAGACAUGUACGAUAGAAUUACCAGUGUACUUUGGGAGUAUAGACGUCACUUGAUGCAACUUUUGGAACUACAAGAUGGUAUAAAAUUUAUCCUUAAGUGGAUCAGGUGGCUAAGUUUGUUAAUUGUAGACAAAUACACGGUUGCAUUUAUUCUUCCUUCACUGGUCGGCCUCUCGAGAGCACUCCAGACCUCCCCGUUUCUUUACAAGCCAGAUCAGCUUAUGCAUGUAUAUACUUAUACACAACCAUUACUUAAAGAAAACUUACUCGAAAAUAUUCGCUGUGCAAUCUUGAGGUGUUUAAAAGAGCAUCCGGUAACAUCCUAUAGUCGAUACAUUCUUGACCGCUACUGGCAGAGCGGAAUGCCAUUAAGUAGCAAUCGAGUUGUUUACGAUUUCCUGAGCACCAUUAGGAACGUAUCUAUUAGUGUCGUUGGUAAUAUUAAUCCAAGGGAAAUUAAGGAAAGCUGGGAGUGUCCAGAGUCUGAAGAAAAUCGUCGUGCGGCUGCGAAACUACCGCUGUUACACCUACGCUCUAUUUUACUUAAACAACCUGCAAAGAGGCUUGAUCUCAGUCUCUCCGACUUGGAUGAAAAAAAUGUUUUGUUGAACAAAACUUUGCGAGCUAUUUAUGUCAUGAGCUUGGGCUAUUAUAAAGAUCUUCGAGAAUUUGCAGAAAAGUUUGUUCAGGAUGGAAAGAAGUGGUCUAAAGAUAUAUACAUGACAGAAAUUCUUAGUGCAAGUCUGCAUGUUGCUGCUAUUUCAUCUGCUUAUCUACACCAAGAAGAUGAUGUUCUAAAAGAUUGUUUGUCAAAUUGUCUCUUUACACCAGUACAAGUUGAGGAUUCCAGGGUGCAUAUGGCCGCUUUGGAUGCAGUUACUCUGUUGACAGUCAAUUUUCCGUAUCUGUACACCAGUAUGGCUAAUAUAAUCAGCCGUUUCCUAGUCACUCCAUCUCUAGUAUUCUUGAUUAAGACAGAGUCAGAUGAAGAGUCCCAAUCUAUUCAACAGUUUGCAAUUACCAGACUUGGACAAUGCAUAGAGGCACAACCAGUUUCACAACGACCUUCAUUAGCUGCAUCUCUUCUGUAUGCACUUCUUAAUGAAAUAACCCGGUACACGAAUGAGGAUGGUUCGAGUGAAAGCAGCCUGAGUAGUUUCUCAAGAACUAGCACUAUAUAUGGCGUUCCAAGAACAGAUCAGCUCUCAGAAUCCGAAAAACAGCAAGUUUGUGAGAAUGUUUUGGCUGCUAUUGCAGGUAUUGCAGCAUACACAAAGGAUAGUAAGAUUGUUAUGCAGGCCUAUUCUAUGCUUGCCUUGCGUCGGAAAACUCUUCAAAAAUCCUUGAACUUGAUAUUUGUGAAGAGACUUGUGGAUUUGGCACUAGCUAGCCCACAAAAUGUGUUUCAGGACAUAAUCAAUCUGAUCUCUAUACUGAGCUUUGAAUCAUUUAGCUCUGAUAAUACAGAUCUAGCUACAGCGGUGUUGGAUGCUCAAUUGGAUCUUGCCCAAAGAAUCUCUUGUGUUCCGGAAUAUUAUGACUUUUAUCUCAUUAAUCUUUUGAAACUUUUUAUUAAUAUUGGUAACGAGAUUCAGCGUAAAGACAACAGGGUCAACAGGGAACUGGGGACUGCAUACACUUCUGCGCUUGGCAAAUUACUUCCUGUAUUUGCUACGCUCCUAGACCACAAAGAUUUCCACCCCCAUACAUCGGCUACUGAAGAAAUGGUUCUCUUCUUCCGUAAUUUCUGGUUUCACUGUGUAAUUUUCGGAUUUGUAUCUGAUCGAGCAUGGGUUCGAGAAUGGAACAAUGCGCUUCAUAAAAUUGCAUUCAAGACACCUAUUCUUGCAAUAGAAAGUACGACAGAGCAGCUUGAAAGUGACAUUGCAUUCAAUUCAGUCCUUAGAGGCAGUAAUGAAGAGGCACUUCUUUUACCGAUACGAGAGCAACUCGCCCAACUUUUUCCUACAUACUCUUACGAAAUCAAGUACUAUUCAUUUCCGUACGCCGUGUUUUCUCUCAGUGUAUAUUAUGUUGAGAUCAUGCGGAGCAGAAUGGGUGAUUGUAGCUUUGUUUUACGCUAUUUUAUGAAUACUGGAGUAAAUCACUGCACUGUCUCCAAUUGUCUGGAACUUGUUGCAACACGUGUGGGAGACGAAUAUAUUAAAAAAUCUAUAAAAAGCUCAGCCUCUCAAGAUCUAGAUAAUGGACUCUCCGAGCAAAUUAAAACAUUACUCAAGUUUUGUUGUCAUCGCCUCAAACGUGUUCAUAUAUUGGCUGUUCAAUUGACGGACAAAAUUUCCAAGCAAUUCCCUCAAAUAUUUUCAGAGAAACCAGUGAUUACUUUAUUGCUAGAGCUAUUACAUCUUCUAUGGCUUAGCUGUGAAUCAGAAUACCGGGAAGAGUACACUCCUGUAUUUCACUUUACUUCGAAAAUAGUAAAUGUAACGAUAGAAUUAGGCGAUUCUUAUAGUUAUCGACAUUCUGUCAGCACACACCUGUAUGUUACGGCUAAGACAUGGAUUGAGGCAGCAAUCGAGUGCGCCCCUUUUGAAACAAAUGGCUCAUUACAGUGCUACCUGGCAAAUUUUGACAAAUCGGAUCUUUACUCUUUGUACGAGGAAGCACAUGUGGGGAGAUCUCUAGCGUUAGAGUUAGCUAAAUCGGCAGUAGAGAGCCAGAAUGGUACAGUAUUUGCUUUUAUGCCUCAUAUACCAUCUAUGUCCCUUGACAAUACCUCGAAUUUUUUGUAUCGGUUAACUGCUCGAAUGUAUUUUAUUGGAGAAAUUAGUGGAAUAAAGUAUAUUUCUAGCUUCAAUGAAGUCAAAGACAAACCCCUUCACAAAAUAAGGGACAUGCCUCUAGAAGACCUCGUAAAUUUUGUUAUAGAAACUCUUGAUGAUCUAUCCAAUUCUGUAAAAGAGAAUAAACCAGUAUCGGCAGAGAAUUUACGUACCCUACUCUUUCAAGCUGGAGGAUUUAUAAUAUCUAUGAAAACGAUUCACCCCCUAUUGGUUAACCACAUAGUUCGUAUUCCUAUAUAUAUGUUUACACCCCAAUCACUUGUUAUUGGUACCGACGUUUGGAAUUGGAUCUUGACUGAAAGACCAGAAGUAGAGCAUAGGUUAAUGAUAAAUAUUAAGAAAAUGUGGGAUUGGGCUAUGCAGUAUCGAAAAGGCAUGUUUUCUCCUAUGCUCAAUAUAACACAUCCAUUCAACCGAAAGAUGACAUACACCCCGUCUGUAAAGUCUAUUGCGAUUAAGAAUGUGCAGAUAGCAGAUUCGUUAUUUCUACCCCACAUUACUUGGAUAAGAUUUCUAAGAAGCUGGUUUCAUGCUACAAGACAUCGAAGCAAGCACCUUAUGAUGAUUUUUGUGUGGCUUCUUCGGAACUCGUUUCGAAAUGCAAAUUUAAUGAGCAAUCAUCCAUUAGCAAGAAGGGUUAGGUUUGAACUCUUGAUCUUAGGAAUGGACGUUCUUAAAUUAGUAAAGAUGGAGACCUUAGCAGAAUAUACACUGAGAUCACUAGUGUAUGAUGCUGCGUUUGAUUGGUUCUCAUAUCCUCCAAGAUGGAACUAUGGAUCACAGAAGAGCCUUGCCUUACAUGAACUUAAGAUACUUUCGACAUUUUCUAAAAUAGUCAUGAAUGAUAUGCCCAAUCUUGAAUAUUCCGUAACUAGCUUUAGGACAACCGGUUGUCCUUCUGAUGCAUGCUAUAAAACGCACGUAUUAUUUAAUGGAAUGAAUAGAGUGGAUAUUCUGAAGCGUCAUGCAAAAGUCAAAAAGCUAUUAUUACUUUUUGUGGAUAGCGAAAUAUCUCGCCUUUCUGUAUGGAGUAACCCUCUGAACUCUGUUGGAGUCGGAAAUCCUCCGGCAUAUAUAGGAAAUACAGAAAAAUCAUUAACUACGGAGGAAAUGUGGAGAGAGAUGGUUCGAUUUGCUUGGUGUGUUUCUCCUCGUCUGUCGGUCCAAUUGGAAUCACGUUUUGUUCAGCCAGUAGUCCAUAGAGAAUUGUUCAAUCUUAUAUCUGAUAAAGCACUUGAUGUUGUGGGGGUUCCAGAGGCUUUGACUAUUUUGUUAGGUGACAGACUUUUGCCAGAAUCGAAAGCAAUUUUGAAGUACUUGAAAUAUUGGGCUCCAGUGCCAGCUAUAACAGCAGCCAGCUAUUUUCUCCCGAAAUAUUCAGCAAACCCACUCUUAUUACAAUAUGCUAUGCGUAGUCUAGAAUAUUAUCCAGUUGACACCGUAUUCUUUUAUAUCCCUCAGAUCGUUCAGGCGCUUCGGUACGAUGUUCUAGGUUAUGUAGAGAAGUAUAUUAUGGAAGCCGGACAUGUAUCCCAACUCUUUGCCCAUCAACUCAUAUGGAAUAUGAAAGCCAAUUUCUUCAUCGAUGCUGAUAAAGAAUGCGUCAAGCCCGAUUCCCUCAAACCGUCUCUUGAAAGAGUUAUCGAGAAAUUAACAAACUGCUUUACGGGCGACGAUCGUGUAUUCUUUGAACGUGAAUUCAAAUUUUUUGGCGAAGUUACGGCUAUCUCUGGUUAUCUCAAGGAAUAUAUAAAAUACGGACAAAACGAAAAAAAGCCAAUGCAAAAGAAACGCCUUGAUGAAGAGCUUUCAAAAAUUCGUGUAGAUGUUGGUGUUUAUCUUCCAAGUAAUCCAGACGGGCAUGUUAUAGACAUAAACCGUACUUCUGGUCGUCCGCUCCAGAGCCACGCAAAGGCGCCUUUUAUGGCUACAUUUUUGAUUGAGAAAAAAAUAGAAGACGCGGAUCCUAUUUUGAGUGGCUUAGAAGAGGUUAAGAACGAUGUAGAUUCUAUAAGCCAGAAAGACUCUACUACAAGGGUCUGGCAGGCUGCGAUAUUUAAAGUCGGCGAUGAUUGUCGUCAGGAUGUACUGGCUCUUCAGUUGAUUGCCGUAUUCAAGAACAUAUUCAUGUCUGUGGGCUUGGACCUAUAUGUCUAUCCUUAUCGUGUUGUGGCUACUGCGCCUGGCUGUGGAGUUAUUGAUGUUAUUCCAAAUUCUCUUUCACGAGAUCAACUCGGCCGCGAAAAGGUUAACAGUCUGUAUGAUUAUUUUGCUGCUAAAUAUGGUGGACCAGACACAAUCGGAUUUCAGAAAGCACGAACCAAUUUCGUUCAAAGUGUUGCUGCCUAUUCUGUCAUAUCAUAUCUUUUGCAAAUCAAAGACAGGCAUAACGGAAAUAUCAUGCUUGACGACUCUGGACAUAUGAUACAUAUUGAUUUUGGAUUUAUAUUUGAUAUUGCACCAGGUGGAAUCGGUUUUGAGAGUUCACCUUUUAAACUAACCGCAGAAAUGAUACAAGUUAUGGGAGGCGGCUCCCAAGAACAAGCUUUCAAACAGUUCUCAGAGCUAAUUGUCAAAGCGUAUCUUGCCUGUCGACCAUAUGCAGAACUCAUUAUGCAGCUUGUUUCCCUUAUGCUUAACUCCAGCUUACCUUGCUUUAGAGGGGAGACUAUAAAAAGAAUGCGGAUGAGAUUUCAAGUCGAUAAGUCUGAACGUGCAGCUGCUGAUUUUAUGAUAUUAAGAAUUGGAGAAUCGUUUGAAAAUAGAAGAACGGUCCUUUAUGACUACUUCCAAAAGCUUACUAAUGGUAUACCAUAUUAA